Episyrphus balteatus (marmalade hoverfly) is the source of this 572-nucleotide messenger RNA. RefSeq lists its product as uncharacterized. The record is from RefSeq and is a predicted model, not a curated record. The transcript is spliced from 4 exons. NCBI's taxonomy places the organism in Eukaryota, Metazoa, Arthropoda, Insecta, Diptera, Syrphidae. Bases 116 to 520 code for a protein of 134 amino acids.
UCAAAGCUAACUUCACGUUUAUUUUUCUCAAGCUCAUGUGGACAAAAAAAUAAAUCAAAAAUAAAAUUUUAACAAUUUCAACAAAAACUUUGUAAUAUAAAAAUAUUUUAUUAAAAUGUCUAUGUCAAUGUUGAAAAAAAGUAUGGCAAUAGUCGAAGAAGAUAUGGAAGCAACUAAAAAAAGAAAAGAAAAAGAAAGCACUGUCAAGAAAAAGGAUUUCAAAUCGAGAAACCCUCGAUAUGAAGAAUCUGCAUUCAAAAAACCUGCUAAGAAAACCAUCAAUGAUAUCAGAAAAGAAAUGGAAUCGAGUAAUGCAAGAGCUGCACAAAAUGUAAACAAACUUCUUAUGUUUUCCAAACAUGGAGCCAAGAUCAAGAAUGCGGAAAAGAUUUUUGAACGAAUUCAUAAUAAGAAAUAUGUUAUCAAGAAGCCAAAACCAGACGUGCAAGAAGAGGAAUCUAUUUUCACCGAAGAAGAUUUCGCUAAUUUUGAAAAAGAACUUGCUAUGACUAUUCAAUGAUUAUAAAUUUUAUUUUAUAUACUUUUGUUUAAGAUUUACAAUUUAUUAAAAA